Aureobasidium pullulans EXF-150 is the source of this 897-nucleotide messenger RNA. RefSeq lists its product as uncharacterized. The transcript has a single exon. The coding region runs from base 250 to 756 and encodes 168 amino acids. The record is from RefSeq and is a predicted model, not a curated record. Lineage: Eukaryota; Fungi; Ascomycota; Dothideomycetes; Dothideales; Saccotheciaceae.
UGUCAAAACCUUGGGACUGGUACCAGGUGUUGAUGUGUCUCCUAGGAUUGGGGAUUUUGAUCAACACUGCCGUCGCGAUAGAAGAAAUUUUGUGCCACAUGCAAGUUGCAGCGUAGACCUAUUCAGUCAACAUGGGAUAGUCUAAACCAGGUUGGUACUCCUUGUUUAUCCCACUUGCUCCUAUUUUGUCAGCUACGAAACUAUUGACGUGCGACAUGCAGCUAAACCGAAGCGUUGGACACUCGGCAUAUGGACUUGCGCAUUCUUGUUUUGGUUACAAGGGUGGUUGGUAGGCAUACAAAAGGGUAUUGGAUGGACGUGUUGGUAAUCCUCCGUGUGGCUGCAGAUCACCGUCCCGAAGCCUUGGUUCUGGGCCACUGGGCUUGCAUAUCACGAAACUACGGACCGCGCCUGUCCGAGAAGAUUUCCACACGAGACGGCAGAUCACUCUUGGUGCCCGACAGAUGGUACUCGAGCGUCUAUCAGAAGGCCCCAACGAUUGUCACAGGUGCAUCGCGGAUGCGUUUCAUACAUGCCUUGGUGAGCUGCGAGUCAGGCCUCAGCCCUGCCUAUUACGCCACUGCGCUUCUUGUUUUUCAGAGAGGCUCUAGCAAGAAGAUCUGCCGGCAUUGGAACCCGCUGAAAAGCACUAGCUGUCCGAAGGGGAAUAGGAGGAGAGUUGCAUGGACUGGAUCAGAAAAUCCCAUGCGCUUGAUAUCAGCUUCCAAGAGGGAUUGCCUGAGUCAGAUCCUCUGAGGUCGCCAGCUGCAUGUCAACGCUGUGGACACGCUCGACCUGAUUCGUAUUCCAUGCACGACAGGUUUUGAUAGGCAGUUUCUGUGCAACUUCAGAAGAAAGAAGGAUAGUGGACAGCUCAGCCAAAAGCUGCAAUGCAAC